AGAAGAUGGGGAGCUGAACUUAAAUCCACCACCUGGGCAUGUUCAAUAUUGUGCACCUAUUCAAACUUCUUUAGAUCCUCACAAAUCUCCAGAGUGUGAUAUAAGACCAGACAACAGCCAUGUUAAUUUAGUGGUUACACCAAAUGAAAUCACAAAGAGAGCAGAUCCAAUGCAGGAAACCCAGUGGGAAGACAAACAAGAUGUUACAAACAAAGUUGUGAAAUCUUCACCAAGGGAACAGUUGGAAGAACUUGCAGGAGGUAGCACUGAGGAGAAGGACGAAAAGCAGUUUGAACAUCUGCCAAAAGCCACUUCAGGACUUACUGACCAGUUUGACAACGACAUAAUUAACACACUGGAAUCUGGACCUUGUACCACCUUCAUCCAGCAGGGUAUUGUCACUGGAAAAACACCAGUAGAGAAAGCUGCUGUGGGACUGAAGAUGGACGCAGAAAGUAACAAUGCAGAGGAAGCUGCACGGGGGAAGGGUGUGAAAGCUGUCAAAUUACAAGAAGAACAGAUGCGAUCCAGAAAGAACAAAGCUGGAAAUGUGAGCAAGCAGAAAAAAGAAGAGAGUGAUGCUCGCCUGACUAAACACCACAUAGACAAGCGGCCCAAUAAAAAUGCAAUCGAGACCCGAAAACAUUCUUCACUCACAUCUGAGAAAAAGAAGAGAGGCAUCAAAGAAAGACAGAACGGUAAGAUGAGGACAAAGGAAGCGGCAAAAAAAGAGAAAGGAAGGAAGGAAGACUUGACCCGAAGAACACGACAAAUUAAACGAAAUGACAAAGAGGAUUAUCCUAAUGUUCCCUUACAUAAACGAAUAGAUGAUUGUCUGGAGAAAGAGGACAUGGCUGCUGAACAGGAAACAGGCGAAGGCUUUUCUCUAGAAUCCCCCAGAUGUUUUGCUGAAAAACCAAAUGCUGUCACUAGCAUGGAGCACGACAAUGUGUGCCUAUUCACUGAUGGUGAACACAGCACUGAGAGCAGUGUCCGUUCAGUUAGUUCCCAAAUGUCUCCUUCUGCAUCCUUGGACCUCGAUGUGAGGAGCUCCCUGAGGUCUUCCUACGAGGGUCUAUCGGCAGACAUGCCAAUCCUCACAUCCUCUCACGCUCAAUCGUCAUCGCCGUGUUCCACCAUCAUGGUAACUGAGCAACAGCUGAUGUUAGAACUAGUGAAGACUGAGACCUCCCGAAGCAAUGAGGAGAAGACCCGUCGUCAGGCUGAGCGAGCUGAGAUACGAAGGCACGAGAUGGAGAGGAGGAGAAGGGAGCAAGAGGAGGUCGAAAGAAUGGAGCAGCAGGAGAGAAAGUGGACAAAGGAUAACAUCAGGAAUGAGCUGGAGGAGGAACGGAGAAGGAGAGCUGAACAUCUCAGACUGAGGAAGCUCGGAGAGGAAGAGGUGAGUAGGACACGCGAGCAGGAGGAGCAGGAGCGAGCCAGACAGGAGCAAGUGGAACGAGAGAGAGCAAGGAGGCGACAAGGGGGGAGGAGGCGACAGAUGGAACGACUGCAGAAGAUGAGGGAGGAAGAGGCGAGGAAGAGGAAUGCGGAAGUGGAACAUCUACAUUUGGAGGAACAGAGGAGGCAGGAGGAGGGGUGCAAGACCUUGCAGGAUAUGGACAUGAGUGAGAGAGAUGAGUACCUCGCUCUGCAGGAGCUACAGAAGGAGGACAGGAGGACCAAAGAGGAAGCGCACCAAAUGGGGGAAGAAGAACAAGCUUUGAGGGCCGAAGAGAUGGCGGUGUUGCAGCAGCAGACGGCCUUCAAAAGGGGUCUGCCGCUGGAGGUCGAAGGGAUGGGAAGAACCCAGGGCAUCUCCAGGCCGUGGGUCUAUUCCUAUUUCACUUUGUUACGGCUGCAGGACCUGAAUUCCACAAAAACUUAA
Hippocampus zosterae (dwarf seahorse) is the source of this 1888-nucleotide messenger RNA. Its product is annotated as trichohyalin-like. The transcript is spliced from 10 exons. NCBI's taxonomy places the organism in Eukaryota, Metazoa, Chordata, Actinopteri, Syngnathiformes, Syngnathidae. The record is from RefSeq and is a predicted model, not a curated record. Bases 170 to 1888 code for a protein of 572 amino acids.